AUGUGUUUAAAUAUAGCCGUGCCAGUUGCACCGCCAACGCCUCAGGAAAUUCAAAGGAAGCUUUCUGUGCAUGCAACCACCUCACCCGCCCCGAUCACCCCAGGUUCGACGCGCCGGCGCUCGACCAAAAAGCUUGCAUCUGGCACCAAUGUGAGCAGCAACGAGAGCGAUUCGGAUGCGGGACCCACGGGUGGCUCGUACUUCCCUCCUCAGGUUUCAGUCUCGCCAGACAUACCUGCGGCAUCGCUCCAGCCGCCUCUAUCUGUUAUUACUGAGCGAAGGUCACCCAGUGGCGAAGAAUCGGACGAGGAUGAGGAAGAGAGCGAAUGGCGGCCUGGGGAGCUGCACGAAAACGAGGAAGCCCAUGAUGAAAGUGUAGUGAAAUCGGGGUAUCUUUGGAAGAAGGGGGAACGCCGGAAGACGUGGAAGAAACGGUGGUUCGUGCUGCGCCCAACGAAACUUGCUUAUUAUAAAAACGACCAAGAGUACCAAUGUCUCCGUAUUCUACAUCUCGGUGACAUCCACACCGUAACAACCGUAUCCCUUAAACGUCAUAACAAUACCUUUGGCAUCGUCACACCUACCCGAACUUUCUACAUCCAAGCACCCAGCCUGAGCGAAUGCGACGAUUGGGUGAACACUCUUAACGAUUCACGCAACAAGCUCAAGGAUUUAGAGACCCCGCUGGCUCCAACUCCAAUCGUUGGGACUCCUCGAGGCAAUAACGCUGGUGGGAGUUCGGCAAGCCCUGGCGCACAAUGGCCCGGAGCGCCUCCCUCAAUCACAACGACAAGAUAUGAUAGCCUUCCCCCGCAAUUGGGUGCACCUGUAACACCCACAUCGCCCAUCGCGGCUUUGAACCUGUCUGGAGUGUCUUCAGACUCGGACGACCCGUUCACCUCGGCCACUGGCUCCCCUCCUCGUUCAACUGUCAUUAGUGUCCCCCAAACCCCUACUGCACCUUCUACUGUACAAGGAAUCAGUGCCCCUUUACCCCAACAGCAGUCGAGCAGUAAAGUCGUUCUUUCCGGUUAUCUCAUGAAAUGUGGCUCGAAACGCAAAACGACUUGGCGAAAACGGUGGUUCACUCUUUCGACCGAGAAACUGUCGUACGCAAAGUCGCAUAUGGAGGCGAAGCAUGUCAAACACGUACCACUUGUGAAGGUUGUGGAUGCCAUUGAGUACACCCCUGCUGGAGCAUCUGCGGGUCACAAUGACAAUCACGGGCAUGGAGACGAAGGAGAGGAUGGAGGGGCAGAAAAGCCGGGUUUGAAGCAUACGUUCAAGAUUAUCACCACGGAACGAGGAGCGAUCUUGUUAUGUGCGCCUAGCGAAGAAGAGGAGAUUAGGUGGCUGAGUGCCGUGAGAGCGUUGACCGCCCGGCGGAGGAGCACAGAGGGGAGACCACACUAG
Cantharellus anzutake is the source of this 1413-nucleotide messenger RNA. RefSeq lists its product as uncharacterized. The record is from RefSeq and is a predicted model, not a curated record. NCBI's taxonomy places the organism in Eukaryota, Fungi, Basidiomycota, Agaricomycetes, Cantharellales, Hydnaceae. The coding region runs from base 1 to 1413 and encodes 470 amino acids. The transcript has 3 exons.